GAAGAUUGAAUGCAGAUUUUGAGCCUCUUCAUUUGCUGUCCUUAAUCUUAUUCCUUUAUACAUACAGUACUGUACAUCCCUGACUUUUUUUGUACUACAGCUUGGGCCUCAUCUCAUCUGUAUAUCCCUUUCUAGGUGCGGCAGCUGUAGCGCCAAAGCAGCUAGAUAUCCCUCUCAUGUGCCAACUGUAUAUCAAAUGAUUGUCAACGUAUAAAGAUUCUAUAUUCACCAUGAUGCUGUGAUUCAUAUCGUAAUUCUAUAUUGUCCCAUUAUCCAUUUGCAUAUAUCAGUCUUGGGCGAUAUUUACUGCGGGUGUCAGGUUUGCUGAAUGCUAAGGUACGGAGGUAAGAAAAGGACAGAUUAGUAGAGAAAAUGUGCCCAUAUGUAUGUGGAGACAUAAUACCACUCCAGAUAUUAAGAUGGAAGCCUUAACAACUGAAUGACAUUACAGAGCAGCUGUACAGGACAAGUCACGUCAGCCAUGUCACCCACAAGGAAUGCAAAGCUGUCUCUGCACUAAUGCUGGUUCACUUCUACUGGUCUGACACUGGGAGGAGAAUUGGAGAACCACAAGUACCAGCCUCCGCUGCUGGGAAAGAAGUAUAGAUAUGGAUGUCGGUGGAUUCAAAAGUAACUAGAGGAUGCUGAUUGGUCCAAACCUAAUACUUCUUGGGAUCUGGUUCCUGACAGAUGUCAGUGGAAGUGAUUGCCCUGUACAAUGUAAAUGUAUAUACUUGACUGAUAAUACAUUACGGGUGGACUGCAACUCCCAGAACUUGAAGGUCUUUCCAUCCCUACCCAGGGAAACAGAAGAGCUGUACCUACAGGAGAACCUAAUAUCAGUAGUCCCUGCUGGAGCAUUUGAUAACUUGAUAAACUUAAAAAAGUUGAAUUUAUCUUCCAACCCAUUGCAUUGUGACUGCAGGAUCCGCUACUUAAUAAUGUGGCUCUCUGAUGGAAACAUGGACGGAGUCAGCGGGAUAAGAUGUGUCUAUCCUGCUCCGCUGUAUGGAAAGCCAGUCAGCCAGUUAACAGAAAGUGAAAUCUCUUCUUGCUCGAGGCACACAAGACUCUGUUCAGACUUUCUAUUUAAUGAUGCUUUUCUUUACGCUCUCCUCUUCCCCUUGUUCUUUCUAAUGAUCUUAUGCUUGAGAACCUUCAAAAUGAUAAAGUUUGAAAUCAAAGUAAGUGAAAACGACAUUGAGUUAAGGACACAUCCGACUCCUAAAGUUGGUUUUCUUAAGAGAAGAUCUAUUUCAUAUUUAAAAGUCCAUUAAUUCCUUGAAGAUCUGUGAUGCAAUGUGUUUAUUUACAAAUUUUAGUUACAGAUAAAGUGACAAAUACACUUGGUAUGACUCUCUGUAGAUAGAAAUGUCCAGAGCCCAUGCAGAACCAAGCAUAACCUUGACAAAGAUAACGCUCACAGUUUUGUUCAUUAAUACUUAAAGGAGACCCCCUCCCCCCCAAAAAAAAAAAAAUAGAUGUUACUUUCAGUAAAUCGUAUAGGGCGCCCUGACACCUUUUCCAAUUUCUUGAUACGCCAUCCCACUCUCGAGAUAUUUGGGUGCAUAGUUUGUCUGACAAUUUCGAGAGCUGUCCGAACUUAAUUUUAUAAUGGGAGUGAAUAUAAUAUCUCAGGAUACGGAGGGCAUAUAAAGAAGCUAUAAGAAUCAGGCCAGCUAUUUAAGGAUAAUAACAUUUACAUUUAUGGGUCCAGUUAUAUUUUAACUGAGUACUUAGUGGUAUUGUUAAUAUUCAUGCCGGUAGCAGAGGACUAAAGGUUAUGUUCAUCUUUGUAUCUAUUUUUUAUUGUCUCAAUGCAUGAAAAGUUAAAGGGGUACUCCGGUGGAAAACUUUAUUUAUUUAUUUAUUUUUAAUCAA
Molecule: messenger RNA, 1881 nt
Organism: Hyla sarda
Lineage: Eukaryota; Metazoa; Chordata; Amphibia; Anura; Hylidae
Product: platelet glycoprotein IX-like
Exons: 4
Coding region: 642-1277 (211 amino acids)
Molecular function (GO): protein binding
Source: RefSeq, a predicted model, not a curated record